GAAUAAAUUGUUGAUGUCAGUUCGUGUAUGUGUUUGUGUGCAAUCAGUUGUUGACUAUUUGCAAAUUAUCGCGGAGAAGAUAGUACAAAGUUUUGCGAAAAUUACUAAGGCUCAAUAAAAAUCGGGAUUUUUUGUUAGUCGCGAUAUAAAUUCGGACUCGCAUAUAAAUCGAAAUGUCGUCGGGCGUAAAGUGUCGUAAUUGCGGUUCCACCGAUAUCGAAGAAGACAAUGCACGUGGUGACCGAGUUUGUACAAAUUGCGGCUCUGUGCUAGAAGAUUCAUUAAUUGUUUCCGAAAUCCAAUUCGAGGAAGUAGGACAUGGCGCCUCAGCCAUAGGUCAAUUCGUUUCGGCCGAAUCUUCUGGUGGUGCCACCAACUACGGUUAUGGUAAAUUUCAAGUGGGUUCUGGCACAGAAUCGCGCGAAGUCACUCUUAAGAAAGCUAAACGUGAAAUUACACAUUUGUGUCAACAAUUGCAAUUGACUCAGCAUUACAUAGAUACGGCAUUGAAUUUCUUUAAAAUGGCUUUAAUGCGCCAUCUAACACGGGGACGCAAGAGUACACAUAUUUACGCUGCUUGUGUGUAUAUUACCUGUCGCACGGAAGGAACAUCACAUUUAUUAAUUGAUAUUAGCGACGUUCAACAAAUAUGCUCAUAUGAGCUUGGCCGCACAUAUUUAAAACUGUCAAAUGCCUUGUGCAUAAAUAUUCCAUCAGUUGAUCCCUGUCUGUAUAUCAUGCGGUUUGCCAAUAAACUGCAAUUCGGCGCGAAGGCUCAUGAGGUAUCGAUGACGGCAUUACGCAUAGUGCAGCGCAUGAAAAAAGAUUCAAUCCAUUCAGGACGAAGGCCAACUGGUCUGUGUGGAGCUGCUCUACUAAUCGCAGCUCGCAUGCACGAAUACAGUCGCACCAUUUCCGAUAUUGUGCGUAUUGUGAAAAUUCAUGAGUCCACAUUGCGUAAAAGACUGACAGAGUUUGCAGACACACCCUCAAGUGCGCUGACCCUUGAUGAGUUUAUGUCCGUGGACUUGGAGGCAGAACAGGAUCCACCAGCAUUUAAGGCGGCACGAAAAAAAGAUCGAGAUCGUAUUAAAGAUAUUGGCGAAAGUGAAUUGACUGCCUUACAAAAGGAAAUCGAUUUACAAUUGGAACAGGAUCUUAAGCGUUCACAGAAAGUCUCCAUAAAACGCCUAAGCGUGCCAAUUGGUGGUGCCGAUGAAUUCGAGGAGGAAGAAACCGCAGAAUUCAUAGAAAAAUCCAGUCUGGAAGCUAUACAAGAAUGCUUGGAGGACACACCGGAUUUAAAGGCCGCCGUGCCUAAGACACAAAAGCUGGUAAUUGAAGGCCUCAAGCCAGAUAUAGAAUCAAUGUGUCGUCCCACAGCAAGUGAGCUGAUGGAACUGGAGAAAUCUCAGUCCAAAGAAGAAAUUAGCGAAUUAAGUUUAGAAGGCCUGGACGAUGAGGAAAUCAACAACUACAUUUUAACCCAUGAGGAGGCGGAGCGUAAAAAUGUCAUGUGGAAGGCAUUAAAUGCGGAAUACCUCAAAGAAAUGAAGGAGAAAGAAGAAAGACUGGCCAAAGAGCGCGAGGAGGGUAAACCAGAGAAAAAGAAACGCAAGUCACGUAAAAAGGUUAUUGGCCCUUCGACCACCGCAGGCGAGGCCAUAGAGAAAAUGCUACAGGAAAAGAAGAUCUCUACGAAAAUUAAUUAUGACAUACUCAAAACGCUCACCGAGGGUGGAGCCAGCACCAGUAGCAGUGCCGGAGUGGGAGGAGGCAUUGUCAAGUUGGAGACCACAAGAGAUGAGAUAAAUGUUAAGCCUCAAGUGGAUAUCAGUCAGUUGCCAGUGGUGGUCGAGUCUGGACCGAUUCACAGCAAACAUGGCCGUGGCAAACCCUCAUAUUCAAUAGGAGGUCCAGCUGCGAAAAUUCCCAAAAUUGAAGUGGGUCUACCAGUUGCAGAACCCGAGGCCAAGGAGGAUGGUGUCAUUGUGGAAAAUGAUGAUAUGGAAAUGGAUGAGGAUGCUAUUGCCGAUGAAGAUGUUGAACCAGAACCUGAAAAAGAAUAUUCAUCACUCAAGGAUAUGUUAAACGAUGGCAACGAGGAUGACGACUACUAUGGAUAUGACGAGGAUAAUUAUUAAAAAAAUUUAUCCCAAAAUAAAAGAACAAACAUUUAAGACCAUCCAACUUAAAUUCUCUACAUACACAUAA
Stomoxys calcitrans (stable fly) is the source of this 2214-nucleotide messenger RNA. RefSeq names its product transcription factor IIIB 90 kDa subunit (gene Brf). The transcript has 8 exons. Bases 174 to 2144 code for a protein of 656 amino acids. Gene Ontology annotation, molecular function: RNA polymerase III type 3 promoter sequence-specific DNA binding; RNA polymerase III general transcription initiation factor activity; TBP-class protein binding. Gene Ontology annotation, cellular component: nucleus; transcription factor TFIIIB complex; transcription preinitiation complex. Gene Ontology annotation, biological process: transcription preinitiation complex assembly; DNA-templated transcription initiation; transcription by RNA polymerase III. The record is from RefSeq and is a predicted model, not a curated record. Lineage: Eukaryota; Metazoa; Arthropoda; Insecta; Diptera; Muscidae.